AUGGUGUCACGAAAUUUAACGGAGGUGUUUGUGUUGAUGCGAAAUAAUGCCAUACAUAGUCGACAGCUAUUUUCUGAGGCAAAUGAUUCGGAGCGAAUGCGUUUGAUGAGGUCAAACUCUCGCGACGUUGAAGGAGGGAUUGAAUUGCGAUCCGAGUCGCACGCGCCGCCGCCAUGGACUGAUGCUUUAGAAGAAGCACAUUACGUUAUAACAAGACUUCGCACCAAACUGUCAGAGUUGCAAACAAGGCAUGAACGCCAGAUCAGGCGGCCAGCCUUGGACGACAGUACAGAGCAACAGUACAUUGGCAAGCUGACGACAGAAAUCGGUCGCCAUUUUACGCACGCACACACACAUCUAUCCGCUAUUAAAGCCCAGGCAUAUCAAGGUAACAAAACAGAGCAAAAGCUAGCCAACAAUGUUGUUUUAGCAUUGGUUACAAUUUUACAAGACCUGAGUGUGACAUUCCGGACCGCACAGUCCAAUUAUUUAAAGUCGCUGACUUCCCAAGAGGAACGUUCCAACGCCUACUUCGACCUUCCAAACUUCGAAGAACUAAGUUUAGGAGACAACGAAUUGCUUCCCGGACUGACUAACAACCAGACAGACCUUUUGUUCUCGUUGCCGAGUACAUCAAAUCACAACUAUCAUGAUGAGGAUAAGGAUUUAGACGGAAUGUUCCAGAAGCCAGCUUUAAGCCAAAAACAAAUGCUGCUAAUGCAGGAAGAGAACACACAAAUGGUGGCUGAAAGGGAGGAAGAAGUAAAUAAAAUUGUCCGUUCAAUAGUCGACUUGAACGAUAUAUUCAAGGAUCUAGCCCAUAUGGUCCAUGAACAGGGUACAAUUUUAGACCGUAUAGACUAUAAUAUAGAACAGACUCAAGUCCAAGUUCACGAAGGUUAUAAACAAUUGCAAAAGGCCGAGCGAUAUCAAAGAACCAAUCGGAAAAUGCACUGUAUUCUUAUAUUGGCUGUGACAUUAAUUAUAUUAGUUAUAUUACUUAUAAUAGUGAAGAGUUAG
Messenger RNA from Parnassius mnemosyne (clouded apollo), 1020 nucleotides. The record is from the annotation of a GenBank genome assembly. NCBI's taxonomy places the organism in Eukaryota, Metazoa, Arthropoda, Insecta, Lepidoptera, Papilionidae.